GCGCCCCCAGCGGCUGCGGGCGGCGCGCGCGGCGUCCUCGGCUCGGCGGGGACGGAGACCUCCUGAGCGGCGCGCGAUGCUGGCGACGCGGGCGAGGGUCGCGGCUCUGCGGAGAACAGGCCUGCUCUCCCGUCGGGGCGGCGGGAGGGGACUGUGGACCGGCCGCCCGCAGUCAGAUACUGACAAUAUGAAGCCAUUGGCGGGAGUAAAAAUUCUAGAUCUAACAAGGGUGCUGGCAGGACCUUUUGCUACUAUGAAUUUAGGAGACCUUGGAGCAGAAGUUAUAAAAGUGGAAAGACCAGGUGCUGGUGAUGACACACGAACUUGGGGGCCACCUUUUGUGGGGACAGAAAGUACUUAUUUUCUCAGUGUUAACCGAAACAAAAAAAGUAUAGCCGUUAACAUCAAGGAUCCAAAAGGGGUGAAGAUCAUCAAAGAGCUCGCAGCUGUUUGCGAUGUUUUUGUGGAGAACUACGUCCCUGGCAAGCUGUCUGCCCUGGGCCUGGGGUAUGAAGACCUCCACGAGGUGGCACCGCACCUUGUCUACUGCUCCAUCACAGGGUACGGGCAGACAGGUCCGCUGUCUCAGCGAGCUGGUUACGAUGCUGUGGCCUCUGCUGUUUCUGGUCUAAUGCACAUCACAGGACCUGAGGAUGGAGAUCCAGUUCGUCCAGGCGUGGCCAUGACCGAUCUUGCCACUGGCCUUUAUGCUUAUGGAGCCAUUAUGGCUGGAUUGAUACAAAGAUAUAAAACCGGAAAAGGACUCUUCAUUGAUUGUAACCUACUGUCAUCCCAGGUGGCAUGUUUGACCCAGGUAGCUGCUAAUUAUCUUAUUGGCCAAAAAGAAGCUCAGCGUUGGGGCACAGCUCAUGGCAGUAUUGUUCCUUACCAGGCUUUUAAAACCAAGGAUGGAUAUCUUGUAGUUGGAGCAGGAAAUAACCAACAGUUUGCGACUGUGUGCAAGAUCUUGAAUUUGCCUGAACUGAUUGGCGAUGCCAAGUACAGAACCAACCACCUUCGAGUACAGAAUAGAAAAGAGCUUAUUAAAAUUCUUUCAACACGGUUUGAAGAAGAAAUGACCAGCAAGUGGUUACACCUCUUCGAAGGCAGUGGAGUCCCGUACGGCCCAAUUAACAGCAUGAGGGAUGUGUUUGCAGAACCCCAGGUGGUACACAAUGGCCUCAUCAUGGAGAUGAAGCAUCCAACUGCGGGGAAGAUAUCAGUUCCAGGCCCAGCUGUGAGAUACAGCACGUUCGAGAUGUCAGAGGCCAGGCCGCCUCCCCUGCUCGGGCAGCACACGACGCACAUCCUGAAGGAGGUCCUUAGAUACGACGACGGGGCUGUCGGGGAGCUGCUCAGCGCUGGAGUGGUGACCCAACGUGAGGUCGAGUGACAAAGGCAACGUGUCUUUUUGUUAUCGUGAUCCAAGUGCGCUUUGCCAGCAAAGGCGAAGAGCCUUUCUGGACCCUUCUCCCCAGGUCCGGUGCCCACCACCGUGGCGUUAGAGGAAUUCCAGAUUUCCUGCGUGGUGUCUCCAGAAGGGCUCUGGGAUCCACGAGUCUAGCGCUUUCUGAAUGUACCACCCCUUUUAUGCCUUCCUCUUCUCCCCAGAUAAUGGAUUCAUUGCGGGUUUGUGGGAUUUUUUUUUUUUUUUUUUGGUGAAGAUUUGUUUUUUCUGGAAAAACACAUUCCUCAUUCUAAUUACAUUAAUAGCCUAAACGCUUGCCCCUCCAGCCCGUGCAGGUCUGAAAAAGAGCAGAUCUCUUAACGUUCUUUCCUUGCACAUAAAGUCCUCGUUUAAACCUUUGUUAGGAAGUCGGAGCAGUAAGCAGGAUGACAGUCUCAGUGAUUGAUUUUAAACAGAAUAACUUAAUUUCGAGCGCAUGAACCCUUUGUUAAUCUGUAAUUUAAACCAUGGACUUUGUUAAUGUCCAUUGUAAAACUGAGCUCCGUUCUCCCCCCGAGGAGGUAAAUAUUUGCUUUAUGUUGUAUUUCUUUGAUUAUUUCAAGAUACAUAGCAGAAAAUCAGUCUCCACCAGUGAAUUUUGGGAUGUCAGUAUCUGCCUUCAUGAGGGAGUGAAGAGUGGUUCUUUAAUUGGUACCUUGUUUUGAGCCAAGUCCAAAUGCAACAGGUUUUUAAAUGAAUGUCAGGUGACUAUCUCAGCGUUAAGUAAUGCAUAAAUACUUACACACAGGAGAAUGACAGGAAAAUAUUUCUUUGUAAUCUGAGUAUCCACUGUAGAAGAAUAUAUCAUGCCUUAAUAUGAAGUAUUUAAACAUUUAUGUGUUUGUCUGUGAAUUCAAAGUAUAGAAACAACUUCGGUCCAGAAAGUGGUAAGUGAUUUGAAUAUAUGAUCCAGGAUGAAUUGUUACUCAGACUGUCCCUCACUCAAGCCCAGGCACAGACCAAGGAAUCAGAUGACCCCGUGAUCAAUAUCCUGACAUGAUCUCAAUUCAUGUUAUUAGGCACUUAUAUCUUAAACCCACGUCACUACAGACCAAGUGGUAAUUGAAAGUCAAAUUACAGAUGUUCGGCUUUCAGAUGGUGAUUUAGAACUCGUUUUAUUAUUGUGUUCUUUUUUUAUUGGAAGGAUUUGAGCCUUUUAUCCAUGCCAUAAGCCCCAAUAUGUUUCUAGAAUUAAGGAUUCCAAAUAAAUAGGAAAUUUGUCUUCUCCUAA
This is a messenger RNA of Sus scrofa (pig), 2678 nucleotides long. RefSeq names its product succinyl-CoA:glutarate-CoA transferase (gene SUGCT). NCBI's taxonomy places the organism in Eukaryota, Metazoa, Chordata, Mammalia, Artiodactyla, Suidae. Gene Ontology annotation, cellular component: mitochondrion. The record is from RefSeq and is a predicted model, not a curated record. Gene Ontology annotation, molecular function: succinate-hydroxymethylglutarate CoA-transferase activity.